Molecule: messenger RNA, 2426 nt
Organism: Wasmannia auropunctata (little fire ant)
Lineage: Eukaryota; Metazoa; Arthropoda; Insecta; Hymenoptera; Formicidae
Product: spidroin-2-like
Exons: 4
Coding region: 132-2426 (764 amino acids)
Cellular component (GO): extracellular region
Molecular function (GO): chitin binding
Source: RefSeq, a predicted model, not a curated record
UACGUUCAAUGUAAUGUUUAUCUUCUCAAACAUCUCUACAUACUAACUACUUGUGCGUGGAACAGAUCAAUCGAUAAUUGCAUUAUCUUUUCAGACUCGCCCACUCCUUGAGGGUGCCCGCGCCAGCAAACAUGCGGCUACGCUUGCUCUGGAUCGUCUUGCUGGCUGUCACUCGUACAGCUCUGGUAAACGAGGGAUAUGAAUAUCCUAGGCCGACAAAUCAGCUUAUACCAGGUACUUCAGGCGGAGGAACCGGCACAAAACCAGGAGGAUUUCCAAGCGCCCCUGGAGGAUAUCCGUCUGGUCCAAGUGGUCCAAGUGCACCGGGCGGUGCACCUGGAGGACCGGGAAUUCCUGGUGGACAACCUGGAAGACCAGGGGGUUAUCCAUCAGGACCAUCAGGAUUUCGCCCAAGCGGUGCUCAACCAGGGGGGCAACAGCCUAGCUUUCCAUCGGGUCAAGGACCUUCCGGAGGAUAUCCUAGUGGACGACCAUCCAUUCCAUUUCCGAGUGGCGAACCAACGGGAAGACCAGGAACAGGUCCCGGUGGCACGCCAAGUGGACCAGGUGGACGACCAGAGGGGUUUCCAACAGGGCCAAGCGGUGGAUAUCCUAGUGGCAGACCUGGUGGGCAAGCACCGGGUGGGUUUCCAGGACAAAGACCUUCCGGAUACCCGAGCGGUGGACCCGGUCAGGGAAAACCAGAAGGCCCUGGAUAUCCCAGUGGUCGGCCAGGUGAACAAGGACCAAACGGAGGAUAUCCCGGUGGACAAGCUCCUGGAGGUUAUCCCGGUGGAGCACAAAAGCCUAGUGGUCCGGGAACUGGAUAUCCUAGUGGAGGGCCAGGACCUGGUUAUCCUGGAGGUACUCAAAGACCUGGCGGUGGUCCUCAGGGACCAGGCGGAUAUCCAGGAACAGGAGGAACAAACGGUUUUCCUGGAAGUCAGCAAGGUGGACCAUCUACCGGCUAUCCUAGUGGUAGACCAGGAGCGCAAAGACCAGGAGGCUACCCGAGUGGCCCAGGCCCGCAAGGACCAGGUUAUCCAAGCGGCCCAGGUCCACAAGGGCCAGGAGGACUCCCUGGUGGACCAGGCCCACAAGGGCCAGGGGGAUUCCCUGGUGGACCAGGCCCACAAGGGCCAGGGGGAUUCCCUGGUGGACCAGGCCCACAAGGGCCAGGGGGAUUCCCUGGUGGACCAGGAACGCAAGGGCCAGGGGGAUUCCCUGGUGGACCAGAAACGCAAGGGCCAGGAGGAUUCCCGGGUACUGGGCAUCCGGUAGGUCCUGGCGGACCUGGAGAAUACACGCAUGAAGAUGAUGGAUCAUAUAACGAAGGUGAUUAUUCAGCUAUUCCGGGCGAGCCUGGUCGCGAUUAUCCUAUCUACAGUGAAAUUCUGGAGACCGGUUUCCGUUGCGAUGCCCAACAAUUCCCUGGUUACUACGCCGACGUGGAAGCCCAGUGCCAAGUUUUUCAUGUAUGUGCCAACAAUAAGACUUUUGAUUUCCUUUGUCCGAAUGGAACAAUUUUCCAUCAACAAUUUUUCGUUUGUGUAUGGUGGAAUCAAUUCGACUGCAACUCCGCACCAAGUCUUUACUAUUUAAAUGAAAAUAUUUAUGACUAUACUAUAAUGGGAAGUCAAGGACCUUCUGGACCUAGUACUUAUCCAGGAGUUCCAGGCGCUCCUAGUGGACCAAGUUAUCCGAGCAGUCCACAACGUCCUGGCGGCCCAGGUUAUCCCGGAGAACCUCAAGGUCCGUCAGGACCAAGCGGUUAUCCGGGUAGUCCGCAAGGACCAACAGGUCCGAGCGGUCCGAGCAGUAUUCCUGGACGACCAGGAGCUCCAUCCGGUCCAGGACCCGCAUAUUUAGGUCCGCCAUCAGGACCAGGCGGACCCGGAUAUCCCGGAAGACCUGAAGGACCUUCCGGUCCUUCUGUACCAUCGAUGAGACCUCAAGGGCCUAGUGGUCCGGGUUACCCAGGACCGGGUGGACCAUCUCCAGGCUAUCCAGGACAACCUCAAGGGCCCACUGCUCCACAAGGUCCAAGCCGCUUCCCGGGUGCACCGGGUGAUCGUCCACAAGGACCUAGUGGUCCAAAUGGAUAUCCUAGCGGUAGACCAAGCGGCCCAUCGUUCCCAAGUGGACCUUCUGGGCCAGGAGGUAUUCCUGGGAAACCUGAGACGGGUGCGCCGUUCCCGCCGCAAGGCCCUGCGAAACCAGAUCGUUUCCCGGGUGCACAGAAUGGUCGUCCGCAAGAAUUUAAUGGUCAAAAUGGAUAUCCUAGCGGUAGACCGAGCGGCCCAUCGUUCCCAAGUGGGCCUUCUGGGCCAGGAGGUAUUCCUGGGAGACCUGAGACGGGUGCGCCGUUCCCGCCGCAAGGCCCUGCGAAACCAGAUCGUGAGUACUUGCCGCCGCGGAUUGGAUAA